This is a messenger RNA of Helicoverpa armigera (cotton bollworm), 1211 nucleotides long. RefSeq lists its product as uncharacterized. The coding region runs from base 96 to 953 and encodes 285 amino acids. Lineage: Eukaryota; Metazoa; Arthropoda; Insecta; Lepidoptera; Noctuidae. The record is from RefSeq and is a predicted model, not a curated record. The transcript is spliced from 9 exons.
CACGCACUCGCGUCUCAUAUAAGUGUGCGCGAUGUGCGCCCGCGCAUUAUUACACUGUGAGUCAAAGUGCGCGGGUCAGAUCGUGUUGUGAAAAUAUGGCUGUUAAUUUUUAUGUGAUAGCCGCGGUGGUGGCAGCAGUAAACGCUGCUCCUCCCACCCAACAGCAGCGUUACCCACAGCAAACAGGACUGCACCAACUAAACCCAUUGGACUACUUUUUGGAGCAGCCUGUUGAUAACUACUACAGACCCGCCGAACAGAAGCAAGUAAGUGUAAACGGUCCAAAUGGUGCGCCUGCGCGCCUGGAGUCUUUAGAGCCAGACAGUGAAGUAGAACUGGUGCCAGGAGUUCAGCAGCCACAGCAGCCUCCACAACAGAAUCCCGUAGCACCAAACAUCCCCGGGCUGGUUCCCGGACAACGAGUGUUUAUUGUUCACAUGCCAGUUCCUGGAUACAGUCCCGGCAGCAUAGGAGGUUACCAGCCUGUGUACAUAGUUGCUGCAGCACCUCAAGGAAACGCUAGGUUCCCUGGUAACCAUGGUUUCCAGAACGCAGUCCUCGUAGACCCAUCAGGGCAGCCGCUGGUGCAUCCAUUCGGAGGCUACCCCCGAGGCUUGGUGCAGCCACAAGUGCUUGGCGCUCCUCUAGCCUACCCCAACAGGCCUUACGACCUGGUGUAUCAGGACCAGGGUCUUGUUAAUGCCGCUGGCCAGCCCAUCCAACAGGAUGGUAGAGGAGCCAUCCACUUCUCCCAAUCAGUUGGUCUCCAAGGACCAGUGAACCCUGCCGCGUAUACAGGACCCGUCGCACAACUUGCCCACCCUGGCCAAGCGGCUAACACGAGACCACAAAACGGUGCCCCAGCUCAACUGAAACAGGGAGAAGAUACCAAAGAAGCAGUCGAAGUGAAAUCAAACCACAGAGCACAAGCCCUAACACGAAACAAAGCAUAGUUCAACGAUACUCACCAUUAGCCUAUUGUUAUCGAACAAAUUGAAACUCAAAAACAAACUACACAAGGUCUAAAAUACGAUGCAGACGACAAAGUACUGAAAGAAGUGAUUUUAGUUUUAGUCACACAAUUUUGGAUAGUAGACAAAAUUGACAGUGUAAUUUUUAUGUAGGUAAUUCUUAUGUUUGUUACCAAUUUGUAAAAUAGCAAUGCAAUUUAGUUCUUAUAUUUAUUGUGAAAAUUAAAUGUUUGAUACUUA